UUUCAUCGGCGUAUACCUUAAGUUAUAAGUUCGAAACUUUCUUACACCACUGUAAGAAAAAAAAAAUCAUGCCCCAGAAAAUUGCCCAACCUCCCCCUCCCCACCCCACACUCUCCCCCCUCAAAAAUACAAUGGUCAGUCCCUUAGCUAAGGUCAGAAAGAUUGCGGAAACGUGAGAGGAAUUGUUAAAAUGAAGAGAACCUAGACGAAACAAACAACCAGACUAAGUGCUGACCUUAACUGUUGGACUUCCACAGAUGAUCACGAACUACAGUAACAUGUAACGUGACACGUCACGCACGCGCGAGCAAGGGAACGAGGAACAGUCUACGUUUUUUGUUCAAAUCGAAAUUCGGUAAUACGUUCCCAGACAAUUAAGUUUCGGUUUGGUGAGGGAUGCUUUUCGAUGCUAUCGCUUGUGGUCAUUUCGUCAAGAGAAAUUUGGACCUUUUCGUCGUAAGAAAUACGGUAGAAUACUGUUUGGCACGCUGCCUAAAGAGAUAGAGAAUUAGUCAUGGAUAAGAUCAAAAUCUAGGACUGAAUUCAAAUGAUCACAUGGAAAUUAAUUUUUUUAAAGGUUCCUUACGCGUCCGGGUGAAAUUUUAUGUUGCAUAAUAAUAAGCAUGUUCUAAAGAGGUCAUGUUAGGUUAAAUUCAGACAAAAGAAACUGUUGCUCUUUAAUUCUGAUCCGCCUAUCGUUUUAGAUCGUUUCAGAAAUUUGAUUUGAAUUGUCUGAGAAACUACUGCUCUGCCCCGCCCCGACUGCCAUGUCUCUGUCCAUCAUCUCGAUGCGCGGAAUUUCUACAGUACAGUCACGCACGUAUGGUCCUUUCGAAAUUGGGUCAUGGCAAGUUGCAGACUUCCGUGAACUGAAUGUAUAGUUAUUAUUAGGACUAGGUUUGAAGCUCCAGAGCCAGAGAGAGCAAACACAUAAUAGCCAGGAAUAUGGGAGCAACAACUUCCAAGAAAAAAUUUGAAGUGAAGCAUGGCCACACAAAGAAGUCAAUUGUUGGAAGCAAGAGAGAACUCACUCCCUGGGAAAACAUGGGAUUCCAACUUUUUCGUGAAAGGAUGGGAGAAGAGUUAUAUCUGAAAAAAAUGAAAGAGGCUGACGAGCCUCCACCCAAAGCUGGUCCUCUCAGUGCUGCACAGAUGGCCCGCUACGUCAAAAAGUAUAAAAACCGUUUCGCUUUAAAAUCGCUCGUGACUCGUCAACGCGGGACCCACGCUAGAGGUGUGGGGGCCGUAGGAACUGCAACAGUCCUCGACAACCCUCUCCUCCCGGAGCACGAAUUCUUCACUGUAGGUCACGUGUUCCCACUCCGUCUCCGCCACUCUAAUCUGGUCCGGUCCGAUGACUCUCAGUUGGACGUAAGAGCGGUCUCUUUGAAGUUUGCCGACAGCGAUUUCGAUUCGCCGUUUGAUUUGAUGAUGCAUACGGGUGAAGAAGCUGCGUUUUGGAACAUCUAUAGUUUUGAUAAGAUGUUGACAGCUUUAGCGGGAGGCCCCAAAACUUUUAAAGCUUUCUGUCUCGAAGACCCUUGGAACUUCCACCUAUCCAUAGCUGUUUUUCGCCGAGCCCCUAAAUCCUUUACUGACCAGCGGUACUACUCGUGGAUGGCGUUUGAAUACAAAGCAAAAGACGGUGUUUCCCGUUACGCCAAAUUUCGCCUCGUUCCCGCGGACGGCAGGGAAGAAAGCGGCCUGCUGACAGAAUAUGACCAAAGGAAACCAUGGGCAAAUGCUCGGUGGGAAGAAGAUGAGCGACCCCAAAGUUACUUGAUUCCUGAAUUCAAGGAGCAGAUAUCCCGAGGUGCCAUUAAAUACAAGCUUCAGAUACAACUGCAUGAGAUAAAACCAGAGGAUUCCCACCUCAUUCUUCACGCUGCCAGGGCCUGGGAUGAAAAGAGUCAUCCAUGGUUGGACCUCGCUGACGUCACUGUAACGUCAUUGUUAGAUGUUAACAUAGUAGAACUUACUCGUUGUUCAAUGGAUCACCGCCCUCCUUCAGUUGAUUUCCCCUCCGCAGAGACAAUCUACGACUACAGUUCAAUCCCCUACUUGCGGUCUAAAGUUUAUCCCACCUCACGUAUGAUGAGCUCAAGCAAGCCGCGAGCGAAGGAGAUUAAAGAACAAGCCACAUCCGACGUCAGCUAUUGCAUCCGGGUUCGAACUGGUAACCGAAAAGGAGCUGGGACCGAUGCCAGCGUGUCUUUAACGAUAACGGGGACCAAGGCACGAACCAAGCCAGUCGUCUUGGACAAAUGGUUUCACAACAAUUUUGAGAAAGGCCAGGAAGAUACAUAUGUCAUCGAGGAAGUGGAUGUGGGUGAACCUCUGAUGAUAAAGUUGGAGAAUGACCAAGGUGGCUUGUUUCAUCGCUCCAGUGACUGGUUCGUAGACAAAGUCGUGAUAAGCUGCACUUCGGACAAUCAAGUAAUGUAUGAAUUUCCUUGCUACGGCUGGGUGAAGCAAGAAGCUGUUUUCUUUGAAGGAAAAGCCAAACUGAUCACAGAUGAUCAGCCCGAAGCUGUGAAGAAGCAACGAGUCGUGGAGAUCCAACAGAGGAAAGAGAUUUACAAAUGGGGAGACGAUCCUAAUUUUAUGGGACUACCAGGAUUUAUCAAGUCUGAAAGCGUCAAGACGCUUCCUAAAGACAUACGCUUUACAGAAGAAGCAAUCGAUGACCUUUAUACAGCCAAACGUAAAGCACUGGUCAACCUUGGAAUGGUAAAACUACUGAAUAUGUUUGACUCCUGGGAAGACUUCAAUGAUUACAAAAAGGCAUUUGUGUCGUUCGUUGGUGAUGUUCCAGUGGCGUCUAAUCACUGGCAGGAUGACCGUUUCUAUGGAUCGCAUUUCUUGAAUGGCUGUAACCCUGACACGAUGAAACGAUGCACGAAGCUGCCUUCCAACUUCCCCGUCACACAGGAGCUGGUCGGCAACCUUCUAGAUGAGGGUGAUACGCUCGAGAACGCAAUAAAGGAUGGCCGUGUGUACAUGGUUGAUUACGAAAUUCUUGACGACAUUCCACACUAUGGUCAAAAUGACAAGAAGUUGGAGAGGCGCUACACAUGCGCAGGAUUGGGCUUGUUCUACGUCAAGGGCAGUGGAGAUAUAGUACCCAUAGCUAUUCAGUUUCAUCAAGUACCGAGUGACACCAAUCCGAUAUGGACCCCGAAUGACUCUGAACUAGACUGGACGUACGCCAAGAUGUGGCUUCGUAAUGCGGACACGCAGUGGCAUCAGAUGAUCACGCAUCUUCUUCGUACUCAUCUGUUUAUGGAGCCAAUCGCUCUUGCCUGCAGAAGACAGCUACCCUCCCUCCACCCUCUGUGGAAAUUAUUGUCACCUCACGUGCGGGGAGUUAUGGCCAUCAACACUCUUGGAAGAGAACGAUUGAUUCCUGCUGGGGGCGUGGCAGACAACACACUUAGCCUCGGAGGCGGAGGUCACAUUGUACUCAUGAAGAAGUACUACAAGAAUAUGAGUUGGUCAUCGUAUGACCUUCCAAAAGUGCUUGAGGAAAGAGGGGUUCAUGAUGCAAAGAAACUGCCAGGCUUCCACUAUCGCGACGACGCCAUUAAACUGUGGCAGGCUAUCGGAGAAUACAUCACAGACAUUCUGGCCAUUUACUAUCAUUCUGACGAAAAAGUUCAAAGCGAUACAGAGCUGCAGGCGUGGAUCCUGGAUCUUCACGACAAUGGCUAUCCAGUCCGUGAAGGAGAGACAGAUCACGGCUUCCCGUCAUCAGUUGCGAGCAUUGAACAACUUACCCACCUGCUGACCAUCAUCAUCUUUACGUGCGCCUGUCAGCAUGCAGCGGUUAACUUCUCUCAGAUGGAUACAUUCGGUUUCCCGCCAAAUUCUCCGGCCCUCAUGCGACAGUCGCCGCCCACCAAGAAGGACUCUGUGACCAUGAAAGACGUCAUGAAGUGUCUGCCGACCAAGCACCAGGCUGGAGUUACUAUAGCAACGGUGUAUGAUUUGACUCGCAUCUUUCCGGAUGAGCGAUUUCUGGGCGAUUACUCAGAUGGGUUAUUCCACGAUGCACCAGCUCUCGAAGCCAUUCUACGUUUCCAAGGAAAGCUCAACGAAAUUUCCAUGGCAAUAAAAGAGCGAAAUAAAGACCUGGAAGUACCUUACAAAUACCUGCUGCCUGAAAGAACACCAAACAGCAUCGCAAUAUAGACACGUACAAUUAUACGCAACGUAGAAAAAUCGGGAAAACAGCCUGAAAAUACUUAUUAUUCCACACGCGCGCGUUGGAUUUGAGAUGCGCGCGCGUAGUGCGCGCGUAGAGCGUAGCCCCGAGUUGGCUAUCUAUCAUCUCAUAUCCAACAAGCGCGAGUGGAAUAAUUUUUCCAGUAAAAACGCCCCCAAAAUAUGGAAAACUAAAAUAGAAUAAAAAUAAAAACGCCCAAAAACUUACGCAUGGGCUUACCA
This is a messenger RNA of Orbicella faveolata, 4446 nucleotides long. RefSeq names its product allene oxide synthase-lipoxygenase protein-like. Gene Ontology annotation, molecular function: protein binding; iron ion binding; heme binding. Lineage: Eukaryota; Metazoa; Cnidaria; Anthozoa; Scleractinia; Merulinidae. Gene Ontology annotation, biological process: lipid oxidation. The record is from RefSeq and is a predicted model, not a curated record.